Messenger RNA from Anopheles coluzzii, 2309 nucleotides. It is a transcript of the gene PpD3, whose product is annotated as serine/threonine-protein phosphatase 5. Gene Ontology annotation, molecular function: protein serine/threonine phosphatase activity; protein binding. The record is from RefSeq and is a predicted model, not a curated record. NCBI's taxonomy places the organism in Eukaryota, Metazoa, Arthropoda, Insecta, Diptera, Culicidae. Gene Ontology annotation, cellular component: cytosol; nucleus. The coding region runs from base 149 to 1651 and encodes 500 amino acids. The transcript has 6 exons.
ACAAUCAGCUGUCAUCAGUGACAGCGCACAGAACGCACCGAUAAAAAAGCAAGCAUUGCGUGCAUUAAGGUUUCGUUCCGUUUCUUUGCCGUGCAUUUUCCCUAGUUUAUUCUGUUCUUGACUCAUUUGAGAUUCUCGUAUCAGCAACAUGUCGUCCGCAGCCGAAGAAGCGAACCACAAACCGGAGUCACCGACCGCUCCGGCGCAAGAAAACACUUCCGAAGAAAACCCCUUGCAGGCAAAAGCCGACGAGCUCGGUGCUCGUGGGAAUGAGUUUUUCAAAGAACAAAACUACGAGCAGGCAAUCGCGCUCUACACCGAGGCGAUCGAAACGUGCCCGAACGAGCGGUUCUACGCAAACCGCAGCUUCGCCCACUUCCGCACAGAAUCGUACGGUUACGCUCUGAGCGAUGCUGAUAAGGCGAUAUCGAUGAAAAACAGCUACACCAAAGCGUACUACCGCCGGGCGGCCGCGCUGAUGGCGCUCGGCAGGUUCAAGAAGGCGCUGGCCGACCUGGAGUUUGUCGCGAAACGGUGCCCAAGCGCGAAGGAUGCCCAGGACAAGUACACGGAGUGCAAAAAGAUGGUAAACAAGAUCGCGUUCGAGAAGGCCAUCUCGGUGCAGCAUCAGGAAAAGAGCGUGGAAAAAAUGUGCCGUGAUAUGGAAUUCGCAACUAUCGAGGAUGACUACACUGGACCGAAGCUGGAAAACGGUAAGGUAACGCUGGAGUUCAUGAAGAGUCUACUUGAGUGGUACAAGAAGCAGAACAAGCUGCAUAAAAACUUUGCCUACAGGAUUCUUUGCGAUAUGGAAACGCUGCUGAAAACGCAACCCUCCCUGGUGGAGAUACCAGUGCCGGACGAACAAAAGUUUACAGUGUGUGGCGAUAUCCAUGGGCAGUUCUACGACCUGCUACAUAUAUUCGAAAUCAAUGGUUUGCCAUCGCCCACCAAUCCCUACCUAUUCAAUGGCGAUUUCGUCGACAGGGGCUCAUUCUCGGUGGAAUGCAUCUUCACCCUGUUCGGUUUUAAGUUGCUAUAUCCCAACCACUUCUUCCUCGCGCGAGGAAAUCACGAAAGCUUCAACAUGAACCAGCUGUACGGUUUUACCGGCGAGGUGGUUUCGAAGUACUCGCAAAACAUGGCCGACAUGUUUACGCUCGUGUACAACUGGCUGCCACUGUGCCAUUUGAUCAACAAAAAGGUGCUGGUAAUGCACGGCGGGCUGUUCUCGAAGGAUAACGUGUCGCUGGACGAUUUGCGCUCGAUCGAUCGCAACUGUCAGCCGCCGGAGGAGGGCCUGAUGUGCGAACUGCUGUGGUCCGAUCCGCAUCCCCUGCCCGGGCGCGUACCGUCGAAGCGCGGCGUCGGCAUACAGUUCGGCCCCGAUGUAACGGAGGCAUUCCUGAAGUACAACAAUCUGGACUACAUCAUUCGCAGCCACGAGGUCAAGGCGGAGGGUUACGAGGUGGACCAUAACGGCAAAUGCAUAACCGUCUUUUCGGCACCUAAUUAUUGCGAUCAAAUGAAGAAUCUGGGAGCAUUCAUCACACUGAAAGGGAAUGAUUUGACGCCGAAGUUCACUACCUACGCAGAUUCGCCACAUCCCUCCAUUCGGCCGAUGGCAUACGCUUACAGUUUGAUGUCAUAGUACGGUUAAAGCGCUCAGUUGAAAGGUAUUGAACGUAAUUUCAAUAUGUUUUCUUCAUUUGUUGCUGUUUGACUUUUGCGUUAAAAUCUCCAUCAUCGCAGUGAUCGUGAGGCAAGCUCAAUGAUUCAUUCGUUGUAGGGUACGAUCGAUCAGAUCCUUGUUUAUUUCGUUUCCUUCCUGUUUUUUCUUCUUAUUCAAGUAUCAAUUAUAUCAGAGCCAAUUGAAACCCAGCUCCGAGAAUUUGGCAAAAUAGAUGUCUUUUUUUAAUGUUUGCUGGAGCUUUACAAAUGAUGAGAGAUCAUAACACGAACAUGAGUGAAUGGCAGCAUAGAAAAAAGGUGACGGAACGCGUUACACUUGAACAUGUUUCCUUCAGCAAAACAUCGGUCUAUUAACCUAGUUUUCUUGAUAAGUAAUUAUCAUUAAAAAAACAAAUGUGGCCAGCAAAUAGUACAUAAAUAUCCGAUAAACAGAAAGAUGGCAAAAUGUUUGAUCCGCGGUUGCAUUAUGCAGUUAGAGCUUUAUUGAAAAGCAGUGCAAACGAUUGGUUAAAUGCUCUUGUAAUAUUACAAUUUGGUCUUUUGGUGUGCGUGAAGUUGAAAACUGUAUAGAGAGAACAUACAAAUAGAUGGAGAACGGACCGUUGGCAAAACAAAAA